AUGUCUGUUGGAAGUUACCAGCCAGCUGCUACUACUGAUUGCAUCAAUAUCACAUGUAUUUCUCUCCUCCUCUCAUUUCCCACUCCUUCUCUUGCUUUUUCUCCUCUUUUUCCUUUUUCUUCUCCGUUUUUUCAUUUUUUUACUCCUCCUCCUGCAUUUUCCCAUUUGCUUUCUUGCUCUCUUCUGCAUUUUCUCAUUCUUUUUCCCUCUCUCUCUCUCUCUCCUGCAUUUUCUCAUUCUUUUUCCCUCUCUCUCUCCUGCAUUUUCUCAUUCUUUUUCCCUCUCUCUCUCUCUCUCCUGCAUUUUCUCAUUCUUUUUCCCUCUCUCUCUCCUGCAUUUUCUCAUUCUUUUUUCCCUCUCUCUCUCCUGCAUUUUCUCAUUCUUUUUCCCUCUCUCUCUCUCCUGCAUUUUCUCAUUCUUUUUCCCUCUCUCUCUCUCUCUCCUGCAUUUUCUCAUUCUUUUUCCCUCUCUCUCUCUCUCCUGCAUUUUCUCAUUCUUUUUCCCUCUCUCUCUCUCUCCUGCAUUUUCUCAUUCUUUUCCCCUCUCUCUCCUGCAUUUUCUCAUUCUUUUUCCCCUCUCUCUCUCCUGCAUUUUCUCAUUUUUUUUCCCUCUCUCUCUCUCUCUCCUGCAUUUUCUCAUUCUUUUUCCCUCUCUCUCUCUCUCUCUCCUGCAUUUUCUCAUUUUUUCUCUCCCUUUCUUGGAUUUUCCCCAUUCCUUUCUUUCACUGUCCUGCAUUUCCCCAUUUCUUUCCUUCACUGUCCUGCAUUUCCCCAUUCCUUUCCCUCCCUCUCCUGCAUUUUCCCCCCAUUCCUUUCCCUCCCUCUCCUGCAUUUCCCCAUUCCUUCCCCCUCCCUCUCCUGCAUUUUUCCCCAUUCCUUUCCCUCCCUCUCCUGCAUUUUCCCCAUUCCUUUCCCUCCCUCUCCUGCAUUUUCCCCCAUUCCUUUCCCUCCCUCUCCUGCAUUUUCCCCCAUUCCUUUCCCUCCCUCUCCUGCAUUUUCCCCAUUCCUUCCCCUCCCUCUCCUGCAUUUUCCCCCAUUCCUUUCCCUCCCUCUCCUGCAUUUUCCCCCAUUCCUUUCCCUCCCUCUCCUGCAUUUUUUCAUUCUGUUUCACUCAUUUUCCAUCCUCUUUUUGCCUUUUUCAUGUUCAUUCGUCACACACACAUUUUUCUUUUGUAUGUGGCUGUACAAGUAUAUAUAUGUACAUGUAUAUUUUUGCACUGAUACCUCUCACAGAUAUGUUGGUUGA
Acanthosepion pharaonis is the source of this 1245-nucleotide messenger RNA. NCBI's taxonomy places the organism in Eukaryota, Metazoa, Mollusca, Cephalopoda, Sepiida, Sepiidae. The record is from the annotation of a GenBank genome assembly.